AUGGCUGCAACUUCAGCAAGACCAGCAAUGACACAUACCCAGUUGAGGUCGCCCUCGACCCAGGGGCCCAUUGUGCUGCAUGCUAGCAAUCCCCGCCAAGAGCCUAUUCAAUCUCAUGCCCUUACUAGAUGGGAAAUCCGUCGCUCAUGGGCGCAGGCUAUGCGACAAUUGAAUACUGUGCUCAGACCCCCCGAAGAUUCAAGUAGAGUGAUAAACCAUCGACCGCUCAUCUGCCCGGGUCUUCUCAGAGCACAGAUUCCAACGUCCUCGGAAUCCGCUUGGACGGUAGAUCGAGGUCGCAAAGAGGCCGCAGCCAUUGUCACCAAGCAAGACGACCGGCUUCUGGUACUGGUAGGACCAUGCUCAAUUCAUGACCCUGAUGCGGCGGUCGAAUUCGCACAGAAGAUCAAACCGGUCGCAGAUCGUCUCUCCUCAGAGUUAUGCAUUAUUAUGCGAGCGUAUCUGGAGAAGCCACGCACAACUGUGGGGUGGAAGGGGCUUCUGAACGACCCCGAUCUGGAUGGGUCCUGCAAUAUGGAAAAAGGAAUACACAUCUCGAGGCAACUGUAUGCUGACCUGACGCACUUGGGUGUCCCAAUUGCGAGCGAGUUACUCGACCUAAGUUCUCCAGCGUAUCUCAGUGACUUCAUAUCCGUGGGGGCUAUAGGAGCCAGAACGACUGAAUCUCAGCCCCAUCGCGAAUUAGCUUCCGCGAUGCCUUUCCCAGUGGGAUUCAAGAACUCUACGGAUGGCAGUGUAACGCAAGCGAUCAACUCGCUCAUCAGCGCAGGCACGGGGCACACGUUCUGUGGACCAACAGACAACUCUACCUCCCGGAUUAUCAGUUCUUCGGGCAACCCCGACUGUUUCCUGAUUCUCCGUGGUGGCUCAUCGGGUCCAAACUACCACUUGCAGGAUGUGCAGCAAGCGCAGCGACAGCUCAGUCAGUCGCAAUGCCUGCACGGGAUCAUGAUUGAUUGCUCCCAUGGGAAUUCAAACAAGGAUUUCCGCCGGCAGCCUAUUGUUGUUGACGAAGUAUGCAACCAAGUGGCGUCUGGAGAACACUCUGUCAUCGGUGUUAUGAUUGAAUCAAAUCUAUAUGGUGGAAAACAGACCAUUCCACCAGAAGGUCGUGCCGGACUACAAAAGGGUGUUAGCAUAACGGACGGCUGUAUUGGCCUAGAGGACACUGUUGGCUGCCUAGAGAGACUGGCAGCAGCAGUUCGCCGUCGCCGUUGCAAUAGGGUCUGA
Messenger RNA from Aspergillus pseudoviridinutans, 1251 nucleotides. Its product is annotated as 3-deoxy-7-phosphoheptulonate synthase. The record is from RefSeq and is a predicted model, not a curated record. NCBI's taxonomy places the organism in Eukaryota, Fungi, Ascomycota, Eurotiomycetes, Eurotiales, Aspergillaceae. Gene Ontology annotation, molecular function: 3-deoxy-7-phosphoheptulonate synthase activity. The transcript is spliced from 3 exons. Gene Ontology annotation, cellular component: cytoplasm. The coding region runs from base 1 to 1251 and encodes 416 amino acids. Gene Ontology annotation, biological process: aromatic amino acid biosynthetic process.